Molecule: messenger RNA, 3276 nt
Organism: Lagopus muta (rock ptarmigan)
Lineage: Eukaryota; Metazoa; Chordata; Aves; Galliformes; Phasianidae
Gene: RIPK2
Product: receptor interacting serine/threonine kinase 2
Exons: 11
Coding region: 336-1988 (550 amino acids)
Biological process (GO): innate immune response; protein phosphorylation; positive regulation of apoptotic process
Cellular component (GO): cytoplasm
Molecular function (GO): JUN kinase kinase kinase activity; ATP binding
Source: RefSeq, a predicted model, not a curated record
CAUCGCCUUUGGGGCACUGCGGUCCCGAUCCGCCCCAUACGGAGCGCAGUUGACCCCGCACCGCGCUCCUGGCACCUCCUCCGCCGCUGACCGAGGCAGCUCCGCCUCGCCCUGCCCGGGAAGCCCCGCUGCUCUCGGGGACGGGAAGCCGCUCCUCCCUGGAGCCGGCGGCUGGAGGAGGCGGGCCGAGGUGGGGGAGAGGCGGAGGAAGCGGUCGGGUUGGGGCGCUCCGAGUCCGCCGCACCCGGCACAGACACGGUGCUGCCGUCCACGGGAGAGCGGGGCAGCGCGGAGCCGGCCCCAGCCACAGCCCGUCCCCGCGGCGCAGUGCGAGGAUGAGCGGCGGGGCUGGAGGCGAGCUGGCGGGCGCCAUCAACAGCGCGCUGCCCGCCAUCCCCUCCAGCAAGCUGCCGGACCUGCGCUUCCUCAGCCGCGGAGCCUACGGCACGGUGUCCGCCGCCCGCCACGCCGACUGGAGGGUCCCGGUGGCCCUCAAGUGCCUGCAGGGGCCGCUGCUAGACAGUGAUAGAAACCACCUUCUAAAAGAAGCAGAGAUAUUGCACAAAGCCAGGUUUAGUUACAUUCUGCCAAUUUUGGGAAUUUGCAAUGAGCCUGACUUUCUGGGGAUUGUAACAGAAUACAUGGCAAAUGGAUCGCUGAACCAGCUUUUACAUGGGAAGGAUAUGUAUCCUGACAUUGCCUGGUGCCUGAGAUACCGCAUUCUUUAUGAAAUUGCUUUGGGAGUGAACUAUUUGCACAACAUGAAUCCUCCAUUGUUGCACCAUGACUUGAAAACCCAGAAUAUUUUAUUGGAUGAUGAGUUUCAUGUCAAGAUUGCAGAUUUUGGCAUGUCAAAAUGGCGUGUCAUAUCCAUGUCACAGUCACGCAGUGAAACUUCCUUACCAGAAGGAGGGACCAUCGUCUACAUGCCCCCUGAAGAUUACAAUCCCAGUCAGAAAACUCGGGCAAGUGUGAAACAUGAUAUCUACAGUUUUGCAAUUAUUAUAUGGGAAGUGAUGUCAAGGAAACACCCAUUUGAAGAAGUUAUAAACCCCUUGCAGAUAAUGUAUAGUGUGUCACAAGGACAGCGACUAGACUUAAGUGAAACGAGCUUAUCAAUGGACAUUCCACAUCGAGCUCUUGUUAUAAGAUUGAUAGAAAGUGGAUGGGCACAAAACCCAGAUGAAAGACCAUCAUUCUUAAAAUGUUUAAUAGACCUUGAACCAGUCCUGAGAACGUUUGAUGAAAUAGCUAUCCUGGAAGCAGUAAUUCUGUUAAAGAGAUCAAAGUCACAGUAUGAAUCGCAGUGUAUCCACAGGAGUGGAAAAAAAGCAGGUGUGGAGAAAACAUCUCUAAAUAUACCACUGAAUCCCCAAGAGGAAACAUCUGCUUCCAUACACUGUGAUGCACUUCCUCUUCGGAGUAUCUCUCCAGAUAUAUCACGACGCAAAGCUCUUCCCCAGUGUAAUAUCCUCUCAUCAGAUGGAAAUUCUUGCGGUCUACACUCUCUCAGCUGUCAGAGUGUGGAUGAAAAUCUCUCUGUAAAUCAAAGCGCCAAACCUUUUGUGCAUCCAUACAGUUACCUUCCCUCAUCUGACAAGAAUAUUUCAGUUGCCUCAAAUUCUUCAUCGUGUGUGCUGCAGACAUCACCAAUUUCCUCAGAUUUUGUUUUGGAAACCAUACAACAGAAUGUAGCUCAUCAAUGGAUCCAAAGUAAGAGAGAAGAAAUUAUUGAUCAGAUGACUGAAGCGUGUUUGAAUCAGUCACUGGAUGCUCUUCUAUCAAGAUUUUUACUCAUGAAAGAAGACUAUGAACUUAUAAGCACCAAACCUACAAGGACAUCAAAAGUCCGACAGCUACUUGAUACCUCAGAUAGCCAAGGAGAGGAAUUUGCCAGAAUUAUAAUACAGAAGUUGAAAGAUAACAAACAGCUAGGACUUCAACCUUAUCCAGACAUUGUGUUUAAUUCUCUAAGACUGCAUCUUUAAAUGUAUUUGUUUCUGUUUGAAGCCAUGUGAAUAUUUCUUAAUACACAACUCUUUGUUUCUACUUAGUAAUUUUAUAUCUGUACUGCUUUGUCUUUACUACAAAUUGGUAGAAACUCAAACAAAGACACUGGGUUCAUCAAGACUGCAUUUGGUGAGUUACCAGUUGGGGUUUAGUCGGAAAGCCAAAAACUUGACACUGGCGGACUGAUUUUAAACAAGUAUUUUGUUUAUAUGUGAUGAAGAAAAAUCAUUAAAUUAUACCCGUUUUACAUAUUUUCUGUUUAUACAUAUCCUUCCAGAUCACUGGAGACAACUUGAUAUUGGUUGUUCUCCCUCCAUCUGUUUUUUCCUCUAGAGGAGAGGAAAAGCUGUAUGCUUUACUUUUAGUCUUGUAUGUUGUGUUUGUAAAUAAAUUUCCUUCUUCCAGCCAUACUGAGUAUUCCUCUCAAUAUACCUGAGAGGAACAGAAGGUAUUUUUACAGGAUUUUUAUUGUGUUUUGUUUUGUUUUCCAUUUUUUUUUUUGCCAGGGCGAGCGUGUCAGACCACUGCCUAAGAAGAAUGUGAGUCCUAAGAGAAGCCUCGGGGCAAGGAACACCUUGUACUGAUCAUCAUCAUUUUGCUAAGAAAUGGUACAUUAGAACGAGUGGAGCUCUAGUCUCUUAUUAUUUGGUUACAUCUGCUUAAAUUCCUCUUGAAAACGGACUUGCAGAGAUUUGAGAUUUGCAUAGUUUAUAGAAGGGAACCCUCAGUUCAAUUAUGCUCUUACUUUCACAGUUUUGCAUAAGUACUUCUCUUCUCAUGCUGCUGAAUCAAACUUCAGUUUUACUGUUAGUGUUUACAUGAUGGGCAGUAGUUUGAAUGUGUGCAAAGCUCAAACAUGCACUGUGCUGCAAAGUUGGAAGUAAUGUACAUGGGCCUCUCCUGUGUGGCAGGAGAAGCAAUGUGCUCAGCUUUUGGGAAGAAAAUGCAGUGUUCUGACCUGCCUUAGCCUUCUCUGGACAAUGUCUGCCAUCCCUUUGUUGUCUCAGGGAUGGUGCUAACAUGUUGAGGUACAAAUGAGGCCACCUAAAAGAAAAGGUAUGUGUUGGUUUUUGUUGUUUUUGUUUUUAAUUAUUACCUAAAAAUCGUUUCAGAAAAAUUAAUGACUUUACCUUGGCAGCUUUAAACUCAGUAAAAAAAAAACACUACUUUGCCAGAACACGUCACAGGCAAAUCAUUUUUACAGGUACUAACAAUUAAUUUCAUUUUCUGUCAAUGCUAUCUAAAAUAUGGGAAACUCAAAUUUCU